Molecule: messenger RNA, 504 nt
Organism: Naegleria lovaniensis
Lineage: Eukaryota; Heterolobosea; Eutetramitea; Acrasida; Naegleriidae
Exons: 1
Coding region: 1-504 (167 amino acids)
Source: RefSeq, a predicted model, not a curated record
AUGAACAAAAUUCCAUCGCAAAAAAGUAGCCACAAUAACGUAAUGCCCACCCAUCGGAAACAACAAUCCACAACAUCACGAAAAUCUAAACAGAGCACACCUAAAAAGAAUGAUACAUUGGGUUCAUUAAACGAUUUGGACGCUCAGAAAAAAGAUGCUUCCGAUGAUCAUAUCAAUAUGAUGGGAUCAAUCCUUCGAAAAAGUAAACAAAAGCUGAAGAAACACAUUCAAAAGAAGAAUUCAAAACACCAAAAGCCACAUGCCAUAGCUCCAACAAAAUCAAUUGGAAAAUCUCAACAACAAAUGGAUUCAAAACCAAACACAAAAAAGAGAAAAACACAAAACGAUCGAAAUCAAGAAUCCAAAAAGAGGAAAAAUCAGAAAGAGCCAGAAACACAAGAUAUGCUUUAUGAAGAUGACUUGAUGCAAGAAGAUGAGGAUGAUGAAUCACCUUAUCACCCUUUGAUUACAAUUCAGAUGAAUCUGACAUUAUUGACGAUUUAG